Molecule: messenger RNA, 4299 nt
Organism: Symbiodinium necroappetens
Lineage: Eukaryota; Dinophyceae; Suessiales; Symbiodiniaceae
Source: the annotation of a GenBank genome assembly
AUGCACGUCAAGGACUCCAAUGGUAUUCUGUGGUUUGAACUUCAGCGAGAACUGGAGAGCAUCUACUACCAGAGGAUCGACUUCGUGGAUGUCCAGAUGUACCACCCGUUCGCCUGGGGGUUUCCAGACUCCUCCAAGAUCGUAACGCCCAACCCGGGUGAGCCGAUCGAUCCGUUCCAUGGCUGGUGUGCCAGAAAGAGCAUGGACAGCGUGACAGAGAUGGAGGAUGUGGAUUUUCUCUACACCCUCCGUCUGCGCUGUUUCCCCGAAAGCACAUUUCAGGCACUUUCGCUCGGAAAGAUCCCUGCGUUCAUACAGCAGUAUAUCGACAUCCACAAGGACACCCUCUCCGAUGUUGAGGACGAGGAGGAAGAAGGGCCUGACAAAGCCGCAGAAGAGGCUGGGUCCAAGUCCGUUCUGUCCAAGGACGAGAUGCUCGACUAUGGUCUACGGGAAGACCAGGAGACCCUGGCCCUGCCAGAGGACAUCAACCGACAGCAGAAAGGCAACUCAGGCCCGGAUGUAUUGGACGCGCAGAUCAAGCAGUUCAAGCUGAAAGGCCUGAGUGCUAUGCGCGUCUUCCUACGCACCCGCGGCGUCCCGGACAACAUGAAGCAGUGUCAGAUCACGCCGAAGAUGGUGAAGGAUAUGGCAGCGCAGUUGGGUGUGCGGCCACAUCCAGAUCUGUAUUGGUAUUGCAUGUUUGCGCUUCGCUAUUCUCUGGCUCCCGAAUGGGAGGUGAUUGUGAAGCAAGACACUCGCUUCUAUGUCCAUCUGCCGACGGAUCGUAUGCAGAUCGUGCACCCGAUGAUUAGGCGGUUCCGGGAGCAUCUCGAGGACACUCGACAGAACGAGUUCCUCUGGGAGUAUCGUGGGUUUGUGCAGAUGAAAUGCAGCGAGUGCGGCAUUCCAGAUGCAAUCGUCUGGUGCCAGCAGUGUACAGACUACUUCUGCGCCACUUGCUUCCUUUCAACGCACAAGACGGCACGCGGAAAGAAGCACUGGCCGUCUCCCAUCCCGGGCUGCAGGUAUCUGACGGCAUCCGAGGCCGCCCGAAUGCACGACCACUUGCCGCUGCUGAACGUCGGCUUCUCCAUGCGCCGCCGCUUCCUGGCGCGAGACAACCAGUCCGACCGGAACGGCUCCAGAAGUGGAGACACCUGGCUGUUUUUCCAUGCCGACACCUUCGAGGCAGCCUUGUUGCAAGCUCCGGAGAAGCACUGGUUUCUGAAGCGUCUGAAGCCGCCGCGACUUGCUCCCACUGCUGAAGGCUACUACUACAACUUCCGCAACGAUGUGAUUGCAGACGACCCUUCGCACAUUAUGUCGAAGGCGCACGAACAGAAAGCCAUCGCAUUGCUGCAGAAGAACAUCCGUGGUGUCAUCACGCGAAAGCGCAUCAAGCAAGAGCUGAAGGCUGCCAAGAUCAUCCAGAAGAGCAAGCGGAUGUGGGACGUGCGCAAGGCCAAGACGGACACCGCACGAAACCUGCAGCUCCUCAAAGGCUGGUACAUGCGCUACCAGGCCAACGAGCGGCAGUCCAAGAUGCUCCACCGAGUGACCCGGUUCCAAGCCGUGUGGAGAGGUUACAUGGUUCGCUGUGACCAUUACCGAAUGAUGAGGGACAUCACUCGCUUUCAGGCAAAGUGGAAGGGCACUCUCACACGGCGCCGACAUCAAGUUCUAGUGAAGGCCGGCCUGACCAUUCAGCGAUACUAUCGCGGCAGGCUUUAUGGCCGUAGGCCGAUGCGGGAGAUGAACGAGGCAGCCUCGAAGCUCCAAGCUAUGGCUCGGGGAGUCGCUCUGCGAGAUGCAGGGCGAGACAAGAAUCGUGCCGCUGCCUACGUGCAAGCCCAUUGGCGAGGGUACGAGGCGCGCAAGAUGACGGCGAGGAGAUUGAAUUCUGUCAUCAUGCUGCAGCGGAAUUGGCGAAGAUUCCAGUCACAGUUAGAUGUCAAGGUCAUCCUUUACGACAGGAUGGAGACUGUGCGGCAGCGGUUUCUGGAGCUGAUCCGAUCAAAGCUGGAGGGCUCCGCGGCUGUUUUGAUUCAGCGAAACUGGCGGCGGCACUCCGAGUACCAUAAGGUCGUCACAAUGAGGAAGACCAAGGCAGAGGCCGACAAGCGUAUCAGCACGCUUCUGACAGCCUUCUACACCGCAGCAUCAGAGAUUCGACACUACAUCCACCCGCCGGAAGCUUGGGGGCCGACGGAGAUCCAGGAGGUGCUGUCGCAAGUCAAGGCCUCCAUGCAGCGAACCAUCGGCCUAGUGCAUGUGACUGGCAAACUGGCCAACGAAGAGAUUGGCAAGCGAGGUCUGCGUGUCUCUGGGCAUGAACAUCUCUAUUACAACAGUGAUAAGCCUGAUCUGGCAUCCCAUAUGCUGCUCUCCGUCACGCGGCAUCUGCUCAACCAGAUCCCUGCAGAGACGUUCCCCCAGACCGUGGAGUGGGCCUGCUACGCCAUGGGCCAUCAAGCCGUCAAGUUUGCGCUCAGCCGCAGCUUCAUCGCCCGGGAGAUCAUCCCGGUGGGCAAAGAGAUCCCGGCGCAUCCCGGAGACUCGUUGGCGACUCUUUGGGAAACCAGUGGGACGGUCAAGCACCACCAUGACUGGCUCAUCACCCUCUCAGAGGAGAGCUUGCCAUGUUUAGUGCUGAACACGCUCCCCGCCAGCCAUCGCCACGUUUACCUGACGGCAGAGGUGUUGGUGACGAUGCGCCAGGCAUUGGAAUCGCCCACGAUCUCCACAGAGGACCAUCUGCGUUUUCAAGGCCUUGAUGCCACCGCAGGGGCCCAGAUGAUGGAGGUCCUGAGCAGCGAGCUCGACCACCGAUUGCCCCAUGAUUGGACACAGCAGCACGGAACGGUGGCAGCGCUGGCGAUCGUGCUGAGCAACCACAUGAAGGAUUUUAGUGGAGAAAAAGACAAGGAUGGAAAGCCUCUAUCGACCAAGGCCAAGGCAAAGUCAAAGUCCAAGGCAGACGCAAAGGCCAAAGGCGCCGCCAAGCGAAAUCAGGGAAGGAUGAGCACCGGACUGGAUAUCCCCAGAGAUGGUGACUCUGUGUCAGUGGCCACCACCACACCAGGGGCGUCGCCAACCGCGCCCUUUUCCACACCGUUGCCAGAAGGUGGAGCGUUGUCCCACUUCACUCGAGCCGCCACGAUGCGGGUUCUGCAGCAGGUUGGAUACUUCAUGCGGGGUCAGGAUGAAGCCAUGCAGAGUGUGCUGGCCAAAGGCUCCUCGGAUCCGGCCUCCCCGAAAGCUGGAGCAGGUAUGCGUGCAAACCGCUUCGUCUCCGUCACGGACAAAUUGUUUGAGAUGGCCGACCGAGCGAUGCACGAUCAUUGCUCCUUCGUGCUUGCAGUCGUGCUACUGCACAUGGUCCUCAGAGGGCUGCAUCUUCGUUUACUGUAUCACCGAGCUGCUGUUUCCAUCCAGCAGCGAUACCGUUACAUCAAGUUGCGGGGGCAGAAGCAGAAUGCUAUUGCACCUGCGAUGCGAAUUCAACGGCAUUGGCGUGGACUUCGCGCCGCCUUGGGCAUAAUGCGCAAGGACGACGCUGCAUGGAAGAUUCUCCGGAACUACAAGGCGUGGAAAUGGAAUCUCCGAGCUUCCAAGCUCCUCAACUCCGUACUCCGAAUUCAGAGAGCAUGGCACAGCUCAGUGCACCGGAAGUGGAUCAAGCGUUGCCACAAGGCCGCUGCCUGCAUCCAGCGCCAUGCGAGGGGCUUCGCAGUGCGGCUCAUGCUGGAUCCAGUUGGACGGCAGCUGACCGGCCAGUGCCAAGAUGAAAUCGAGGCCCUGGUCGCUGCCAGAAGUCAGAUGUCCGAGACUCGGUGGUGGGCCAAAACGGCCGUUCGGACGGCAAAGGCUCGUGUCGAGAUGGCGCGGCAUCGCCAGCGCAGUCUCGAUCGGAUCCUGAUGCAAGGUCUCGGGCCCAGGUCUGAUCAGGCCCGGCUGAUGGACAAGCAGCGGAGGCUGAGGUACAAAGGAGCUCUGCAGCCCGCCAGGGAGUCGGUCUUCGAGCCUUUCAUCUUCGCUUUGGCACGGCUAGAUGCCGUCGAGCCACGGUACGGUGCGAAGCGCUCGCCCGUCAUGCAAGAGGUAGACAAGGCUCGGAAGCACCUCAUCAGGUGGUUGCCCGCUCCUCCGCCGCCACUUCCGCACAUUGCUGCACGCCGUGGCCGCCGCGCUGUCCUGGCACGGCGCCUGGCGAAGAAGGCGAGGCACACGCAACCUGUGCCCGAGGUUGACAUGGAGGAGGAGGAAGAUGAAAGCGGACAGCUCAUUGUGCGGCAG